UAAGAGCAUGAUGGAUCAUAUGUUUGAUUUUUUAACCUCUUUUUUAUUAUACUAUACAUAGUUAGUUAUAUUGUUUUUUUUCAGUUAUGAUAAAGUUGAUAGUUGAUACGAUAAUGAUUCACUUGCUAAUUUCAUUAUUUGCUGAUUUAAGGUAUAUUGUCUGGCCAAUCAUCAUUCACAAUACGUCUUCCAAGAAUUGAUAUGCUGCGCAUAGCUAUAAAAAUUUAAUUUUGGCCAAGAAUGUUUGGCCUAAUUAAUAUAUCAUCCCGGGUAUUUAAAAUUAAAAAUUCAAAAAUCUCCAAAAUCUCAAUAAUUUCCUCUUAUAUUAUCAAGAAAUCAAAAUUAAGUUCUUAUCAUGUUGCAACAUAUUCAACCACGUCAACUUCUACAUCAUCACCUUUUAAACAACAAAAAGAACCCUUAGAUGAAGAUCAAGAUCAAUUAACGGAUCAAAAAGAUCAAAAACCAAUUUUAGCACUUCCUGAACAUUCCGAAGAAUCCGUAAAAGAAUCUGAGAAUGACGAUGUAAAAAAACGUGGCUUAGACAAUAGUUACAAAUUAAGAAAUCUGGGACCUGUAGUAGUUAAUGAAGAUGGAAGAAUUAAUAUAAUUAACAAUUGGCAUGAAAUGACGGAUCUUGAAAGGGAGAAAGUAAAAAAAAUGAUUUUAACAAGGAAUCGGAAAAGAUUGGAAGCUUUUAAAAAGAAAGAACAAGAAUAAUGAAAAAAUCACAUCAAGUUGCAGAUAGAACAAUUAAAGUUAAUGGGGAGUAAUUAAUUACAUAUCCUACAUAUCC
Rhizophagus irregularis DAOM 181602=DAOM 197198 is the source of this 796-nucleotide messenger RNA. Lineage: Eukaryota; Fungi; Glomeromycota; Glomeromycetes; Glomerales; Glomeraceae. The record is from RefSeq and is a predicted model, not a curated record.